Molecule: messenger RNA, 18470 nt
Organism: Trichomycterus rosablanca
Lineage: Eukaryota; Metazoa; Chordata; Actinopteri; Siluriformes; Trichomycteridae
Gene: fn1a
Product: fibronectin 1a
Exons: 114
Coding region: 113-17707 (5864 amino acids)
Biological process (GO): cell-matrix adhesion; nervous system development; cell-substrate junction assembly
Cellular component (GO): extracellular region
Molecular function (GO): proteoglycan binding; extracellular matrix structural constituent; integrin binding
Source: RefSeq, a predicted model, not a curated record
GGGGAACAGGAACGAUCAGGAACGCUAGUUUUGAGUCAGCUGCAGCUCUCUGAACUCUCUCAGUGUCAUCCACUACAAAGGAGAGGAGCUUGUGGCCGGUGGAGCUGUGAAGAUGGCUGGUGCCAGUGUGGGUACAGUGCUGGCAGUGGCAGUGCUGAUCACCGGUGCCGUGCACUGCAUGCCCAACGGGUUGAGAAAGAGCAGGAGGCAGGCACCGCCGCGAUCCGUACCAUCCGUCUCACAAGAUGAGUGUUUUGAGAAUGGACGGGUGUAUGGACUGGGUGAGCAGUGGGAGCGGUCCUAUCGGGACAGGGUGCUACUUUGCACUUGCUAUGGAGUUAGUGGCAUCCAGUGUGAAACGAAACCUGAAUCCGAGGAGAUCUGCUACGAUAAAGUGAACGCUCGCUCGUACAGAGUGGGAGAGACCUACGAGAGGCCGAAGGACGGAAUGAUCUGGGAUUGCACAUGCAUUGGCUCUGGCAGAGGAAAAAUUAGCUGCACCAUUGCCAACCGUUGUCAUGAAGGGGGAAAUUCUUAUAAGAUUGGAGACACAUGGAGAAGACCACAUGACACUGGAGAAUACAUGCUGGAGUGUCUCUGCCUGGGCAAUGGCAAAGGAGAAUGGACGUGCAAACCUGUUGCGGAGCGCUGUUAUGACAAUGCAGCUGGCACCUCUUACGUGGUGGGUGAUACCUGGGAGAAACCCUACCAGGGUUGGAUGAUCGUAGACUGUACCUGUCUGGGGGAGGGAAGCGGACGCAUCACUUGCACAUCAAGAAAUCGCUGUAAUGACCAGGACACACGCAUGUCUUACCGCAUCGGAGAUACUUGGACUAAGACAGACGCCCGUGGAAACAUCUUGCAGUGUUUGUGCACCGGUAAUGGCCGUGGGGAGUGGAAAUGUGAAAGGCAUGCUUCUCUGCACACGUCCGGCCUGGGUACCGGUUCCCGUGUGGUUACCAACGUACAGCCGGCCGUGUUCCAACCCCUGCCCAUUCCUAUGGCCCCUCUUGAGGGCACUUGUGUGACAGACUCUGGAGUGACUUAUGGUCUGGGAAUGCGCUGGAUCAAGACUCAGGGCAGCAAGCAGAUGUUGUGUACCUGCCUGGGAAAUGGUGUCAGCUGUGAAGACUGGGAGGGUCACGCUCGGGUUUUUGGCGGUAACUCCAACGGACAGCCUUGCGUUUUCCCCUUUGUGUCCAUGGGCAAGACCUACUACUCGUGCACCACGGAUGGACGCAGUGAUGGCCAGCUGUGGUGCAGCACUACCCCUGAUUUUGAGAAAGAUCACAAGUUUUCCCUCUGCACGGAGAAGAAUGUUUUGGUCUCAACCAGAGGAGGAAACUCCUACGGCGCUCUGUGCCACUUUCCUUUCCUCUACCACGGCCGUAACUACACUGAUUGCACUGCUGAUGGACGCAGGGACGGCAUGAAGUGGUGCGGAACCACGUAUAACUUUGAUGGAGAACAGCAGUACGGCUUCUGUCCCAUGACUGCCAACGAGGAGGUGUGCACUUCCAGUGAAGGAGUGAUGUACCGUGUGGGGGAUCAGUGGGACAAACGCCAUGAUGUCCUGGGUCACAUGAUGCGCUGCACUUGCGUUGGAAAUGGACGAGGGGAGUGGAGCUGCAUUGCCUACUCGCAGCUUAAAGAUCAGUGCGUUGUGGAUGGCCUGACAUAUGAGGUGAAUCAAACCUUCACUAAGCGGCACGAUGAAGGUUACAUGAUGAACUGCACCUGCUUUGGCCAGGGCCGGGGACGCUGGAAGUGCGAUGCCAUUGACCAGUGCCAGGAACCAGAAACCAGAGUCUUUUAUCAGAUUGGAGAGUCAUGGGACAAAGUCAUUCAUGGAAUCCGCUACAAGUGUUACUGUCAUGGUAAUGGGGUUGGAGAGAUGAGCUGUGAGCCCAUGCACUCUUUCCGUGGUGGUUCCCGUCCAGUUCAGGUGAUUAUUACAGAAGCUGGCAACCAGCCCAAUUCGCACCCUAUCCAAUGGAAUGCUCCAUCUUCCACUCACAUCAGCCAGUACAUACUUAAGUGGAGGGAGAAAAACUCUCAUACUGCAUGGAGGGAGGUUAUUAUUCCAGGUCAUUUAACUUCUUACACCAUUGCUGGACUGAAGCCAGGCAUCACCUAUGAGGGUCAGCUAAUCAGCAUCCUUCGCCUCGGACAUCGAGAGGUCACUCGCUUUGACUUCACCACCACCUAUGGUUCCUUGGGCGUAUUUGAAGGAGAGACGACCCCCCCGCCUCCAGAGGUGGACAUCUCAGAAUCCGUGACCGAGAUCACCUCCAGCAGCUUCGUUAUCUCUUGGGUUUCUGCCUCCGACACUGUAUCUGGUUUCAGAGUGGAGUAUGAGCUCAACGAGCAGAGAGGAAACCAAGGCCAGCCAAUGAUCCUAAAUCUGCCCCACACGACCACCUCUGUAAAUCUACACGAGCUGCUGCCAGGCAGGAAGUACACCGUCAACGUGUAUGAAGUUACUAAUGAGGGCGACUCCAACCUAAUCCUGACCACCUCCCAAAUUACAGCACCUGAUGCUCCCACGGAUCAUGAGGUCGAAAAUGUUGAUGAAACCUCCAUCACACUACGCUGGUCUAAACCUCUGGCUCCCAUCUCAGGCUACCGUGUAGUUUAUAGUCCAUCGGUGGAGGGAAGCUCCGGCAGCACUGAGCUAAACCUUCCCAAUACUCAGACAUCUGUGACUCUGAGUGACCUUCGACCUGGACAUCUGUAUAACAUCAGCAUCUUUGCUGUAGAAAAGGAUCUGGAGAGCAAGCCUGUGUUCAUGCAGGUCAACACUGCUGGAGAACCAGGGCCAGAAGUAAUCCUCUCGCCAACCGACUUGCAGUUUUUCGAGGUUUCCGAAUCAAAGAUCACGAUCACUUGGAACGCUCCUUCCCCGGACAUUUCUGCUUACCGUGUAUCCGUGGGUCUGGUGGGCUCGGAUGGACUGAUCGAGAAACAGGCCCAGUUACCCGUCACCUACAAUACUUACGCGGAGAUCGGCCCGCUGGAGCCGGGAACCCUCUACCGCUUCUUCGUCUUCGCCAUCAAGGACGGAGAGGAGAGCGAGCCGCUGGUUGGAGAGCACGCCACCAAACCGGACGUACCCACCAACCUGCGUUUGUCAGACGUGACUGAGGACAGUGCUUUAAUGACCUGGUCAGCUCCCAAAGCCAAGGUCACUGGUUACAGGCUCUUUCUAACUCUAGCGGGUUCGAACCCCACGCAGCUGCGCAUCCCUGGUCAUCUGAAGCAGUACACGCUGCUUAACCUGCAGCCGGACACACCGUACACGGCCACACUGCACUCAGAGAAGGGCAACGUGGUCAGUGAGGGAGUCACAGUGACCUUCAAGACCUCCCCGCUGAUGAGAAACGCCCCUCGCUUCACCACUGAUGUCACCGACACCUCUAUUGUUAUUUCCUGGAGUCCCAUGCCCAGAGUAGGAUAUAAGUUGACCGUGAGGCCCAGUCAAGGCGGCGAAACCCCCAGGGAAGUGACCUCUGAAUCCGGCAGCAUCUCAAUCUCAGGCCUGACCCCUGGAAAGGAGUACGUCUACAGCGUCCAGCCGGUCAUCGGCGGACACGAGCAGGGGAGCCCCAUCACUCGCCGUGUGGUCACACCUCUUCCUUCACACACUGAUCCUAAUCCAAACAAUGUCGACCUGACCGAGCACGGGAACGAAGCCAAAACUUCAGGUGCCCCCACCAACCUGCACUUGUUCAAUGUAACCGAGGACAGUGCCCUGAUCAUCUGGUCAGCUCCCCGAGGUCACAUCACCGGUUACAGGCUCUUCUUGACGGUACAGGGCUCAAAUAGCAGGCAGAUUCACGUCCCCGGUCAUCUGACGCAGUACGCGCUGUUUAACCUGCAGCCGGACACGCCGUACAGCGUCAAUCUGCACUCGGAGAAGAACAACGUGCUCAGUGAAGGAGCCACAGUGACCUUCAGGACAACCCAGCCAAUAAGAAACACUCCUCGUCUCAGCACUGAUGUAACAGACACCUCGCUCCUGAUCUCCUGGAGUCCUGUACCCAGACUAGGAUAUAAGUUGACCGUGAGACCCAGUCAAGGCGGCGAAGCCCCCAGGGAAGUGACCUCUGAAUCGGGCAGCAUCUCAAUCUCAGGCCUGACCCCUGGAGUGGAAUACACCUACAGCAUACAGCCGGUCAUCAACGGCCACAGGCAGGGCAACCCCAUCACUCACCGUGUUGUCACACCUCUGUCACCACCUACUGAUUUCAACCUGGAAACCAACCCAAACACUAGAGUGGAUUGGAAUGGAGCCUCAACUCCAGACGCCCCUAACAACCUGCGCUUGUCUGACCUGACCGAGGACAGCGCUCAGAUCAUCUGGUCAGCUCCCCGUGCACAUAUUACUGGAUACAGGCUCUUCCUGGCUGUGGAAGGCUCGAACCCUGAGCAACUGCGCAUCCCCGGCCAUCUGAAGCAGUACACGCUGCUGAACCUGCAGCCAGACACACCGUACUUGGCCACACUGCACUCAGAGAAGGACAACUUGCUCAGCGAAGGAGCCACAGUGACCUUCAAAACACCUCUGCCAACAACAAACACUCCUCACUUCAACACUGAUGUGACCGACACCUCGCUGGUCAUCACCUGGAGUACUGUACCCAGACAAGGAUAUAAGUUGACAGUGAAGCCCAGUCAAAGCAGCGAAGCCCCCAAGGAGGAAACCUCAGAAUCAGGUAGAAUCGCUAUCUCGGGCUUGUCUCCUGGAGUGGAAUACAUCUACAGCGUCCAGCCAGUCAUCAACGGUCAAAGGCAGGGCAACCCCGUCACACGGCGUGUCGUCACACCUCUGUCUGUACCCUCCGAAUCUGACACAGAGACCAACCCAAACACUGGAGGGGUGUGGAGCAGAGACAAAACUCCAGACGCCCCAACCAACCUGCAUUUGUCUGACGUGACUGAGGACAGUGCUCAGGUCAUCUGGUCAGCUUCCCGAGUUCAAAUCACCGGAUACAGGCUCUUCCUGACCGUGGAGGGUUCAAAUCCCAAGCAGCUUCAUAUUCCUGGUCAUCUGAAGCAGUACACACUGCUGAACCUGCAGCCGGACACACCGUACACGGUCACACUGCACUCAGAGAAGAACAACGUGCUCAGUGAAGGAGCCACAGUGACCUUCAGAACCUCUCUGCCAACAACAAACACGCCUCACUUCAACACUGAUAUGACCGACACCUCCCUGGUCAUCUCCUGGAGUCCUGUACCCAGACAAGGAUAUAAGUUGACAGUGAAGCCCAGUCAAGGUGGUGAAGCCCCCAGAGAGGAAACCUCAGAAUCAGGUAGAAUCGCUAUCUCAGGCUUGUCUCCUGGAGUGGAAUACAUCUACAGCGUCCAGCCAGUCAUCAACGGUCAAAGGCAGGGCAACCCCGUCACACGCCGUGUCGUCACACCUCUGUCUAUACCCACCGAUUUUGACACAGAGACCAACCCAAACACUGGAGGGGUGUGGAGCAGAGACAAAACUCCAGACGCCCCAACCAACCUGCAUUUGACUGAUGUGACUGAGGACAGCGCUCAGAUCAUCUGGUCAGCACCCCGAGUUCAUAUCACCGGAUACAGGCUCUUCCUGACCGUGGAGGGUUCAAACCCCAAGCAGCUUCAUAUUCCUGGUUAUCUGAAGCAGUACACACUGCUGAACCUGCAGCCGGACACACCGUACACGGCCACACUGCACUCAGAGAAGAACAACGUACUCAGUGAAGGAGCCACAGUGACCUUCAGAACCUCUCUGCCAACAACAAACACUCCUCACUUCAACACUGAUGUGACCGACACCUCGCUGGCCAUCUCCUGGAGUCCUGUACCCAGACAAGGAUAUGAGUUGACAGUGAAGCCCAGUCAAAGCAGCGAAGCCCCCAGAGAGGAAACCUCAGAAUCAGGUAGAAUCGCUAUCUCAGGCUUGUCUCCUGGAGUGGAAUACAUCUACAGCGUCCAGCCAGUCAUCAACGGUCAAAGGCAGGGCAAUUCCGUCACACGCCGUGUCGUCACACCUCUGUCUAUACCCACCGAUUUUGACACGGAGACCAACCCAAACACUGGAGGGGUGUGGAGCAGAGACAAAACUCCAGACGCCCCAACCAACUUGCAUUUGUCCGACGUGACUGAGGACAGUGCUCAGAUCAUCUGGUCAGCUCCUCGAACUCAUAUUACCGGGUACAGGCUCUUCCUGACCGUGGAGGGUUCAAAUCCCAAGCAGCUUCAUAUUCCUGGUCAUCUGAAGCAGUACACACUGCUGACCCUGCAACCGGACUCACCGUACACGGCCACACUGCACUCGAAGAAAGACAACGUGCUCAGUGAAGGAGCCACAGUGACCUUCAGAACCUCUCUGCCUACAAGAAACACUCCUCACUUCAACACUGAUGUCACCGACACCUCGCUGGUCAUCUCCUGGAGUCCUGUACCCAGACAAGGAUAUAAGUUGACAGUGAAGCCCAGUCAAGGUGGUGAAGCCCCCAGAGAGGAAACCUCAGAAUCAGGUAGAAUCGCUAUCUCAGGCUUGUCUCCUGGAGUGGAAUACAUUUACAGCGUCCAGCCAGUCAUCAACGGUCAAAGGCAGGGCAACCCCGUCACACGGCGUGUCGUCACACCUCUGUCUAUACCCACCGAGUUUGACACAGAGACCAACCCAAACACUGGAGGGGUGUGGAGCAGAGACAAAACUCCAGACGCCCCAACCAACCUGCAUUUGUCCGAUGUGACUGAGGACAGUGCUCGGAUCGUCUGGUCAGCACCCCAAGCUCUUAUUACCGAAUACAGGCUCUCCCUGACUGUUGAGGGUUCAAACCCCAAGCAAGUGCGUAUUCCUGGUCAUCUGGAGCAGUACACACUGCUGUUCCUGCAGCCGGACACACCGUACACGGCCACACUGCACUCAGAGAAUAACAACGUGCUCAGUAAAGGAGCCACAGUGACCUUCAGAACCUCUCUGCCAACAACAAAAACUCCUCACUUCAACACUGAUGUGACCAACACCUCCCUGGUCAUCUCCUGGAGUCCUGUACCCAGACAAGGAUAUAAGUUGACAGUGAAGCCCAGUCAAGGUGGUGAAGCCCCCAAAGAGGAAACCUCAGAAUCAGGUAGAAUCGCUAUCUCAGGCUUGUCUCCUGGAGUGGAAUACAUCUACAGCGUCCAGCCAGUCAUCAACGGUCAAAGGCAGGGCAACCCCGUCACACGGCAUGUCAUCACACCUCUGUCUAUACCCACCGAUUUUGACACGGAGACCAACCCAAACACUGGAGUGGUGUGGAGCAGAGACAAAACUCCAGACGCCCCAACCAACCUGCAUUUGUCCGACGUGACUGAGGACAGUGCUCAGGUCAUCUGGUCAGCUCCCCAAACUCAUAUCACUGGAUACAGGCUCUUUCUGACCGUGGAGGGUUCAAACCCCAAGCAAGUGCGUAUUCCUGGUCAUCUGAAGCAGUACACACUGCUGACCCUGCAGCCGGACACACCGUAUACGGCCACACUGCACUCAGAGAAAGACAACGUGCUCAGUGAAGGAGCCACAGUGACCUUCAGAACCUCUCUGCCAACAACAAACACUCCUCACUUCAACACUGAUGUGACCGACACCUCCCUGGUCAUCUCCUGGAGUCCUUUACCCAGACAAGGAUAUGAGUUGACAGUGAAUCCCAGUCAAGGUGGUGAAGCCCCCAGAGAGGAAACCUCAGAAUCAGGUAGAAUCGCUAUCUUAGGCUUGUCUCCUGGAGUGGAAUACAUCUACAGCGUCCAACCGGUCAUCAACGGUCAAAGGCAGGGCAACCCCGUCACACGGCGUGUCAUCACACCUCUGUCUAUACCCACCGAUUUUGACACGGAGACCAACCCAAACACUGGAGUGGUGUGGAGCAGAGACAAAACUCCAGACGCCCCAACCAACCUGCAUUUGUCCGACGUGACUGAGGACAGUGCUCAGAUCAUCUGGUCAGCUCCCCAAACUCAUAUCACUGGAUACAGGCUCUUUCUGACCGUGGAGGGUUCAAACCCCAAGCAAGUGCGUAUUCCUGGUCAUCUGAAGCAGUACACACUGCUGACCCUGCAGCCGGACACACCGUAUACGGCCACACUGCACUCAGAGAAGGACAACGUGCUCGGUGAAGGAGCCACAGUGACCUUCAGAACCUCUCUGCCAACAACAAACACUCCUCGCUUCAACACUGAUGUGACCGACACCUCCCUGGUCAUCUCCUGGAGUCCUGUACCCAGACAAGGAUAUGAGUUGACAGUGAAUCCCAGUCAAGGUGGUGAAGCCCCCAGAGAGGAAACCUCAGAAUCAGGUAGAAUCGCUAUCUCGGGCUUGUCUCCUGGAGUGGAAUACAUCUACAGCGUCCAACCGGUCAUCAACGGUCAAAGGCAGGGCAACCCCGUCACACGGCGUGUCAUCACACCUCUGUCUGUACCCACCGAUUUUGAUACAGAGACCAACCCAAACACUGGAGGGGUGUGGAGCAGAGACAAAACUCCAGACGCCCCAACCAACCUGCAUUUGUCCGAUGUGACUGAGGACAGUGCUCGGAUCGUCUGGUCAGCACCCCAAGCUCUUAUUACCGAAUACAGGCUCUCCCUGACCGUUGAGGGUUCAAACCCCAAGCAAGUGCGUAUUCCUGGUCAUCUGGAGCAGUACACACUGCUGUUCCUGCAGCCGGACACACCGUACACGGCCACACUGCACUCAGAGAAUAACAACGUGCUUAGUGAAGGAGCCACAGUGACCUUCAGAACCUCUCUGCCAACAACAAACACUCCUCGCUUCAACACUGAUGUGACCGACACCUCCCUGGUCAUCUCCUGGAGUCCUGUACCCAGACAAGGAUAUAAGUUGACAGUGAAGCCCAGUCAAGGUGGUGAAGCACCCAAAGAGGAAACCUCAGAAUCAGGUAGAAUCGCUAUCUCAGGCUUGUCUCCUGGAGUGGAAUACAUCUACAGCGUCCAGCCAGUCAUCAACGGUCAAAGGCAGGGCAACCCCGUCACACGGCAUGUCAUCACACCUCUGUCUAUACCCACCGAGUUUGAUACAGAGACCAACCCAAACACUGGAGGGGUGUGGAGCAGAGACAAAACUCCAGACGCCCCAACCAACUUGCAUUUGACUGACGUGACUGAGGACAGUGCUCAGAUCAUCUGGUCAGCUCCUCGAACUCAUAUCACCGGAUACAGGCUCUUCCUGACCGUGGAGGGUUCAAACCCCAAGCAAGUGCGUAUUCCUGGUCAUCUGGAGCAGUACACACUGCUGACCCUGCAGCCGGACACACCGUACACGGCCACACUGCACUCAGAGAAGGACAACGUGCUCGGUGAAGGAGCCACAGUGACCUUCAGAACCUCUCUGCCAACAAAAAACACUCCUCGCUUCAACACUGAUGUGACCGACACCUCCCUGGUCAUCUCCUGGAGUCCUGUACCCAGACAAGGAUAUAAGUUGACAGUAAAUCCCAGUCAAGGUGGUGAAGCCCCCAAAGAGGAAAUCUCAGAAUCAGGUAGAAUCGCUAUCUCGGGCUUGUCUCCUGGAGUGGAAUACAUCUACAGCGUCCAACCGGUCAUCAACGGUCAAAGGCAGGGCAACCCCGUCACACGGCGUGUCGUCACACCUCUGUCUGUACCCACCGAGUUUGACACGGAGACCAACCCAAACACUGGAGGGGUGUGGAGCAGAGACAAAACUCCAGACGCCCCAACCAACCUGCAUUUGUCCGACGUGACUGAAGACAGUGCUCAGAUCAUCUGGUCAGCUCCCCGAACUCAUAUCUCCGGAUACAGGCUCUUUCUGACCGUUGAGGGUUCAAACCCCAAGCAAGUGCGUAUUCCUGGUCAUCUGAAGCAGUACACACUGCUGACCCUGCAGCCGGACACACCGUACACGGCCACACUACACUCGGAGAAGGACAACGUGCUCAGUGAAGGAGCCACAGUGACCUUCAGAACCUCUCUGCCAACAACAAACACUCUUCACUUCAACACUGAUGUGACCGACACCUCCCUGGUCAUCUCCUGGAGUCCUGUACCCAGACAAGGAUAUAAGUUGACAGUAAAGCCCAGUCAAGGUGGUGAAGCCCCCAGAGAGGAAACCUCAGAAUCAGGUAGAAUCGCUAUCUCAGGCUUGUCUCCUGGAGUGGAAUACAUCUACAGCGUCCAGCCAGUCAUCAACGGUCAAAGGCAGGGCAACCCCGUCACACGCCGUGUCGUCACACCUCUGUCUAUACCCACCGAUUUUGACACCGAGACCAACCCAAACACUGGAGGGGUGUGGAGCAGAGACAAAACUCCAGAGGCCCCAACCAACCUGCAUUUCACUGACGUGACAGAGGACAGCGCUCAGAUCAUCUGGUCAGCUCCCCGAACUCAUAUUAGCGAAUACAGGCUCUUUCUGACCGUUGAGGGUUCAAACCCCAAGCAGCUUCAUAUUCCUGGUCAUCUGAAGCAGUACACGCUGCUGAACCUGCAGCCGGACACACUGUACACGGCCACACUGCACUCGGAGAAGAACAACGUGCUCAGUGAAGGAGCCACAGUGACCUUCAGAACCUCUCUGCCAACAACAAACACUCCUCGCUUCAACACUGAUGUCACCGACACCUCCCUGGUCAUCUCCUGGAGUCCUGUACCCAGACAAGGAUAUAAGUUGACAGUGAAGCCCAGUCAAGGUGGUGAAGCCCCCAGAGAGGAAACCUCAGAAUCAGGUAGAAUCGCUAUCUCAGGCUUGUCUCCUGGAGUGGAAUACAUCUACAGCGUCCAGCCAGUCAUCAACGGUCAAAGGCAGGGCAAUUCCGUCACACGCCGUGUCGUCACACCUCUGUCUAUACCCACCGAUUUUGACACAGAGACCAACCCAAACACUGGAGGGGUGUGGAGCAGAGACAAAACUCCAGACGCCCCAACCAACCUGCAUUUGACUGACGUGACUGAGGACAGUGCUCAGAUCAUCUGGUCAGCUCCCCGAACUCAUAUCAGCGGAUACAGGCUCUUCCUGACCGUGGAGGGUUCAAACCCCAAGCAGCUUCAUAUUCCUGGUUAUCUGAAGCAGUACACACUGCUGAACCUGCAGCCGGACACACCGUACACGGCCACACUGCACUCAGAGAAGAACAACGUGCUCCGUGAAGGAGCCACAGUGACCUUCAGAACCUCUCUGCCAACAACAAACACUCCUCGCUUCAACACUGAUGUGACCGACACCUCCCUGGUCAUCUCCUGGAGUCCUGUACCCAGACAAGGAUAUAAGUUGACCGUGAGACCCAGCCAAGGUGGUGAAGCCCCCAGAGAAGUGACCUCUGAAUCAGGCAGCAUCUCUAUCUCUGGUCUGACCCCUGGAGUGGAAUACACCUACAGCGUCCAGCCGGUCAUCAACGGUCAUGGGCAGGGCGACCCCAUCACUCGCCGUGUGGUCACACCGCUGUCCCCACCGACAGAUCUCGAGGAGGACAGUAACACAGCCAAAACUCCAGAUGCUCCUACCAACCUGCACUUGACGGACAGGACUGACGACAGUGCUGUAUUAAUGUGGUCAGCUCCACAAGCUCACGUCACUGCAUACAGAAUCAUCCUGACCACAGAGGGUUCAAACCCCAAGCAGCUGCGCAUCCCCGGUCGCCUGACGCAGUACACGCUGCUGAACCUGGAGCCGGACACGCCGUACACGGCCACGCUGCACUCGGAGAAGGGCAACGUGAUCAGUGAAGGAGCCACAGUGACCUUCAGAACCUCUCCGCCAAAUGUUCCUCCCUUUACCACCGACGUCACAGACACCACUCUUCUUUUCUCCUGGCGUCCUGCACCCAAACUAGCAUUUAAGUUUACCGUGAGGCCCAGUCAGGGCGGCGAAGCCACCAGGGAAGUGACCUCCGAAUUUGGCACCCUCCCAAUCUCAGGUCUGACCCCUGGAAAGGAGUACAUCUACAGCGUUCAGCCGGUCAUCAGCGGACACGAGCAGGGGAGCCCCAUCACUCGCCGUGUGGUCACACCUCUGUCCCCUCCCAUCGUUCUCAAACCGGAGACCGACUCAAACACUGAAAUCGAAUGGAAUGGAGAGAAGACUCCAGAAACUUUUACCGGUCUGCGUUCUUCCGACGUGACCGCGGACAGCGCUCGGAUAAUCUGGUCGUCCCCUCGUGCUCCUGUCACAGCGUACCGGCUCUUCUUGAUUGUGGAAGGCUCGAACACCAAGCAGCUGCGCAUCCCCGGUCGCCUGACGCAGUACACGCUGCUGAACCUGGAGCCGGACACGCCGCACACUGUCAGACUUCACUCGGAGGAGGGCAACGUGCUCGGCGAGGGAGCCACAGUGACCUUCAGGACCUCUCGACCAAACAGCCCUCGCUUUACCACUGAUGUCGGAGAUACCUUCAUGAGCAUCUCCUGGAGUCCUGUACCCAGAGUAGGAUAUAAGUUAACCAUAAGGCCGAGUGAGGGCGGCGAAUCCCCCAUGGAAGUGACCUCUGAAUCGGGCAACAUCUCUAUUUUAGGCCUGACUCCUGGAGUGGAAUACACAUACAGCAUCCAGCCGGUCGCCAACGGUCAUGAGCAGGGCAACCCCAUCACUGGUCGUGUGGUCACACCUCUGUCCCCUCUCACCGAUGACUUCGACACCCAUCCAGACAAUGAAGUAGAUCUGAAUGGAGAUAAAACAGGUCCAGACGCCCCAACCAACCUGCGUUUGUCUGACGUGACCGAGGACAGCGCUCGGAUAAUCUGGUCAGCUCCACGAGCUCAUAUCACUGGAUACAGGCUCUUCCUGACCGUUGAGGGUUCAAACCCCAAGCAGCUUCAUAUUCCUGGUCAUCUGAAGCAGUACACACUGCUGAACCUGAAGCCGGACUCACCGUACACGGUCAUUCUGCACUCAGAGAAGGAGAACGUGCUCGGUGAAGGAGCCACAGUGACCUUCAGAACCUCUCUGCCAACAAACACUCCUCGCAUCAGCACUGAUGUCACCGACACUUCGCUGGUCAUCUCCUGGGUUCCUGUACCCAGACUAGGAUAUAAGUUGACAGUGAUGCCAAGUCAAGGUGGCGAAGCUCCCAGAGAGGAAACCUCAAAAUCGGGCAGCAUCUCAAUUUCAGGUCUGACCCCUGGAGUGGAAUACGUCUACAGCGCUCAGCCGGUCAUCAGCAGCCACGAGGAAGGCGACCCCAUCAUACGCACUUUCGUAACACCUCUGUCUCCAGAUGCUGAAGAUGACUUUUCAAGCUCCGGAGCUGAUUCGACAUGGGCCAAAAAUCCAGACGCCCCAACCAACCUGCACUUGUCCAAUGUGACUGAGGACAGUGCUCUUAUCAUCUGGUCAGCUCCCCGAGCUCAUAUCAGCGGAUACAGGCUCUUCCUGACCGUGGAGGGUUCAAACCCCAAGCAGAUACGCAUACCUGACCACCUGAUUCAGUACAAGCUGCUGAACCUGCAGCCGGACACACCGUACACGGCCACACUGCACUCGGAAAAGAACAACGUGCUCAGUGAAGGAGCCACAGUGACCUUCAGAACCUCCGAGCCGAUGAGAAAUGCACCUCGUUUCAACACCAAUGUCACUGACACCUCAAUCGUCAUCUCAUGGAUUCCAGUCCCCAGACUAGGAUAUAAGAUGACUGUGCGGCCCAGUCAAGGUGGCGAAGCCCCCAAAGAGGAAACCUCAGAAUCAGGCAGCAUCUCAAUCUCAGGUCUGACCCCUGGAGUGGAAUACACCUACAGCGUCCAGCCGGUCAUCAACGGACACGAGCAGGGCAACACCGUCACUCGCCGUGUCCUCACACCACUUUCUCCUCCCACUGAUCUCAACUUAAAGACUAACCCAGAAACCGGAACGAUAACGGUGCACUGGAGGGAGGCCAAAAUUCCAGAUAUCACAGGUUACAGGGUGACAGGCACUCCUUUGAACGGGCAGCAGGGUAACUCUGUGGAGGACUUCGUGAGGGCGGGUCACACCUCGUCCACUUUGGAGAACCUGAGUCCUGGAGUCAAGUACAACGUCAGUGUGUUCACAGUGAAGGGCGGCAUGAAGAGCUUACCCGUCUCCAGAACGUUCACUCUGGACGUACCACAGCUCACAGACCUUCACUUUAUUAACGUCACCGACUCCACCAUCGGUCUUACCUGGAGUCCGAUCAACUCCACGGCCGUAACGGGAUACCGCAUCACCGUGGUGGCUGCUGGCGAGAGCAUCCCCAUCUUUGAGGACUUAGUUGAGCCCACCAGGAGCUUCUACACUGUGCACGGAUUGGAGCCAGGCAUCGACUAUGACAUCAGCAUCAUCACCAUGUCCGAAAACGGCGAGAGCGAGCCCACUACAGUUACACAGCAAACAGCCGUGCCAGCUCCCUCAGUCCUGAAGUUCAGUAACGUGACUUCUGACAGCAUGACGGUGAGAUGGACUGCACCGCGCGUCCCUAAACCAAACGACAUCAGCCGCUACAUCAUCCGCUACCAUCCGAUCGACGACGAGGAUGACAUCACCGAGCGCAAUGUAGAUGGGAACAUCCGUAAUGUCAUUCUCCGUGACCUGAUGCCCAACACCGAGUACCUAGUGAGUGUGUUGUGUGUAUACGAAGGCAGGCAGAGCUCACCUGCAAUCAGCACCCAGAGAACAGUCCUGGAUUCCCCGGUCAAGUUGACUUUCUCAGAUGUCGGCACCAACUCCUUCACUGUACACUGGCAGCCCCCUCAGGCCAGCAUCUCUGGCUACCGCCUGCGCCAUCAGAUGGCCAGCGGAGGGCGCUUUAAGGAGGAGAGAUUGCCGCCUUCAAGGACCCACUUCACACUGACCGGCCUGAAUCCUGAGACUCAGUACAUCGUCAGCGUCUACGCUGUCAGCGGCUCUCACGAGAGUCUCCCCCUCACCAGAACCCAGUCAACAAUUUCUGACGCUCCUACUGAUCUGGUGGUCACUUCUUCAACACCUACUAGCAUCACCAUUCACUGGGACGCCCCCUCUGUUACUGUUAGGUACUACAAGAUUACACACGGAGAAUCAGGUGGUCACAGCACUCCUAAAGAAUUCAUGGUCCCCGGCUCCCAGACCAGCGCCACCAUCGACGGUCUGCGGCCAGGCACCGACUACACCAUCACUGUGUACGCUGUGACAGGAAGAGGGGACAGUCCUGCCUCAAGCACCCCUAUUUAUGUCACAUACAAAACAGACAUUGAGUCUCCAUCUGAGAUGGAGGUGACUGAUGUGAAGGACAGCACCAUAACGGUGCGCUGGACACCAGCUGCUGGUCCAGUUACUGGGUAUCGCAUCACUGGAACUCCUCGCAACGGCACCGGACCAUCUUUCUCUGAAGUGGUCGAUCCAGACCAGACAGAGAUGACAUUUUCUGGACUGAUGCCCACAGCAGAGUACACAGUCAGUGUUUAUGCUUUGGGACAGGAUGGAGAAAGCCCUCCGCUGGUAGAGACCAUCCUUACCGCUGUGGACAAACCGAAAGACCUGAGCUUUACUGAUGUGGACUCCACAUCCAUGCGGAUCUCCUGGGAUAGCCCUGAUGGCCAGGUGACUUCGUACAGAGUGUUGUACUUUACCCCAGAUGAGGGCGAGAGAGAGCUGUACCCCGCUCCACACGGCGAUGAUGAAUCUGCGGUGCUGCAUGGACUUCGUCCUGGUAGCGAGUAUACCGUUAAAGUCAUCGCCCUUCACGAUCGUACUCCCAGCCCCCCGCUGGUGGGAACCCAGACCACAGCUAUUCCGGGCCCUUCCAAUCUCCAGUUCUCUCAAGUCGGCCCCACUUCCUUUACUGCGUCCUGGUAUUCAGGAGCCAACGUCCAGCUGACUGGUUACCGUGUGGCCAUAACUCCCAAAACCAAGAAUGGCCCCACUAAAGAAAUUCACAUUGCACCGGACUCCACCCAAUACCACGCCACUGGACUUACGCCUGCAACUGAGUACGAGGUUGAGCUUUAUGCUGUAAAGAAUUCUCUAACCAGCCGCCCAAUCAAAGGAGUCAUUUCUACUCACGACAACAUCAGCCCACCUCGCCGCGUUCGCAUCUCGAACGUGAAGGAUUCGUCCAUCACGCUGACCUGGCGCUCAAAGACUGAUGCCAUAUCUGGCUUCCUGGUAGAGGCCACGCCCACUUCUGGAGGUCACAACCCUGUGCAGAUCACCGUUCCAUCUGACUCUCGCACCUACACCAUUACUGGUCUGCAGCCAGGUACCCCCUACAAAAUAAAUAUUUACACUGUAAAUGGAAACAGCCGCAGCGAACCCUUUACUAUCAUCGCCACCACAGCAAAACCGGUAAUCAGCCCUCCGACAAACAUUCGCUUCACCUCUCUGACCCCGAGCACCAUCUCAUUCUCUUGGGAGCCCUCACGCAGCAUCAUCACGGGAUAUUACAUUACCUACGAGGACAUCCGGGGUGUCCCACGAGAGCUUACCCCAAGACCUGCUGCUGGCCGAACUUCUGCCAGCAUUUCUGGAUUAAAGCCAGGAACUGAGUACAUCAUCAAGAUUGUUGCUCUGAACAAUGGCCAAAGAAGCACUCCUCUUGUGGGCAAAGCGAGAACCCAAGUGGAAGACUUGUCCCCUCAGCUCCCAGUUUCCCAUCGGCCCAGACCAGGCGUGCUGGACGUACCAGAGGACGAAGGCUUCAACAGCAAUCACGUGUACCUGGUGGGUCCCGACAGACAUGACACAACCGGUCAGCAGGGCCAGCACGUCUACACCGAGUACCAGAGCCUGGGCCUGACCAACAAUGGGCGGCUGCAGCCCCUGGCACCACACCACAGCAAACCACUGGUCUAUAUCCCCCUGCCAGGGGAGGAUGGGCACAGAGUGCCAGUGGUGAAAGUGGCUGACAGUGCUCGUUCUGGCUUCCCCUUCGAAAAUCCUUUUAAUGAAACGGAGCUGCCGCAGGAAGCCCAGACCCAGACCACCAUCACGUGGCCGUCAGCACCACACAGCUCGGAGUACGUGGUGUCCUGCAGUCCUAUCACAGAAGUGGAUGAGCAGAGCUUUCAGAUGCACCUUCCUGGCUCCUCCACCAGUGCUACAUUAAUUGGUCUCACCCCAGGAGCCUCCUAUAAAAUAGUUGUAGAGUCGGUCAAUGGAGAUCACAAGCAGAAAGUCCUGGAUGAUGUGGUGACGGUCAGCAACAGCGUUGCAGGAACUGGAGCGGUCACCGCGGGCAAGGAGAUGUGCUACGACACAUUCACUGCCAUCUACCACGAGGUCGGCGCCGAAUGGGAGCGCAUGUCUGAGACGGGAUUCAAGCUGUGGUGCAGGUGUCUCGGGCUGGGCAGUGGCCAUUUCAGAUGUGAUUCAUCCAAGUGGUGUCACGAUAACGGUCAUAACUACAGGGUCGGAGAGAAGUGGGACCGCCAGGCCGAGAGCGGACAGAUGAUGAGCUGCACCUGCCUGGGCAACGGGAAGGGCGAGUUCAAGUGCGAGCCACAUGAGCUCACUUGCUACGAUGAAGGAAAGAUCUACCAUGUUGGUAACCAGUGGCAGAAGGAAUACCUCGGCUCCAUCUGUACCUGUACAUGCUUCGGUGGACAGCAGGGUUGGCGUUGCGAGAACUGCCGUCGACCUGGCGCUAUCGAAGACGUAGAUCUCCACCAGCCUCCAGUGCACACAGAUGUUUACAACCGCUACAGAGAGAACGCCCUGCGUAAACUGAACAUCCAGUGUCCCAUCGAGUGCCUCAGACCAGACCUGCUUGCAGAUGCACAAAGCCCUUCGAAAUAAAUUCUAUUCCGUUCCAUGCUAGAGAGGAGCGUCACAUAGAGACCGUCCUUACUGUAGUGUCCUUUCUUCUGUCUCCUCUCAGUCCUGCUGUCCCACGCUGCACACCCACUCCUGAUACACCUCACCCCUCUCUCAGUGACAAGGACGGAAUGCUUUUACUCAUCUUUUGAUCACCACAACAUUAAAUACACUCAAGCCUUCAAUAUGGACAGAAUCAUUUAAGUACUGGAGAGAUGUGGAAGUUCUCUAAACUCUGUGUUAUUAGUUUUGUUUUUAUUUUCUUCAAAUCAGCAGAACCAGCAGAAACCAAAGACUUUAUAACUUUAUCUGCUCUUGCCAUUGUUGCCGUUUGUGCCUCUGUAAGACACGAUGAUGUUCCGACUGAACCUCACGGCCAUCAUUUAUUUUUGUACGUGGUCUUUUAAAAAAAAAAAUGAGACCAAUUAAAAAAGCAGCACUGUGUUGAAAUGAAAGUCUCUGUGCCUUGUAGGCAUUUUGUAUUAUGUAGUAUUAACCCCGUUCUGAAUUGGUUGGGUUGAAUCUGUGGCCUUUGCUUCCCUAAGGAAAGCACUGUAUUAAUGAUACACACGUUUUAUUUUUAUUUAUCCCUUUUAUCAGUGCAUUUUUAUAGAAUGCAAUUUUGGAUGUACACUUUUUUUAUUUUUUUAUGUUUUUUUUUUUGGUGCCAAAGUUUUAACUACUGUGGACAAAUUCCCUUUUUAAUAAACUUUUUAUAAAAAAUAUGUCAUGUUCGUUUCAUUAU